Molecule: messenger RNA, 920 nt
Organism: Leptidea sinapis
Lineage: Eukaryota; Metazoa; Arthropoda; Insecta; Lepidoptera; Pieridae
Product: histidine-rich glycoprotein-like
Exons: 1
Coding region: 24-764 (246 amino acids)
Source: RefSeq, a predicted model, not a curated record
UGAUCGAACCUGCAACGUGGAAUAUGAGGACUUUACUUUGGUGUUGUGUCGCACUAGCGGCGCUGGCCUACGUCAGCUGUCGCGAGCUCUCCCGCCAGAAAAGGGAGGCCGACUUGGAGGGGGCGGCUACCGGUCACGGUGGAAAAUGGGACAAGGGCGGCGGCCACGAUCAUCACGAAGACCAUCACCACGACCACGGAGAGAAGGGACACAAAGGAUACAAAGGACAUCAUCAUCAUGAACAUGGCAAGAAGGGUCAUCAUCACCACGAGGGACACAAGGGGCACCACGACGAGCACGGCGGCCACAAGAAACAUCACCACCACGACGACGGACACCAUCACGAGCACCACCACGGAGAGAAGGGACACAAGGGACACGGCCACCACGAGGAGGGACAUUACCACAAGGGUCACUCAACCAAGGGCCAUCACGGAGUCCAUAAACACGACGAAUUCAAAAAAGAGAAGCACUUCCACGAUCACCAUCAUGAUGGCGGGCACCACGAGCACCAUGGUGGACAUCACGAGGAGCACGGUCACAAGAAGGGCGGCGAGUUCCACAAGGGACACAAGCACGGCGGUCAUCACCAUCACGAGCAUGGCAAGAAGGGACACCACGAGAAGGGAGGACACCACCACGACCACAAGGACCAUCACGAUGAGGGAGGUCAUCACGAGCAUCAUCAUCAUCAUCAUGACCAUGGCAAGAAGGGAGGUCACGAGGACCACAAGCACUGGGGACACAAGAAGGGACACAAAUAAAUGCUUUCGCAUAGUACAAGAAAAUAAUUCCAUCAACUUUAUUCGUAGAUAAGUUUAACUAAAGAAUUUUUAAUUAAGUUUAUCUCUUGUUAAGUUUUGUUAUCUAUUAUAAUAAGUAUUGUUGACUGUGAUGUUAUUAAUAAAAAAAAUAAUGUA